CCGAUUAUAGGAGACAGAACGACAUUUCUUUCAAGCUUGAGGGCUAAAGUAACAAUUAUUCUAAGAGGGGCUCUCACAAUUGCAUGAUUGCAUCAAACAAAUAACCUUUGAUUGAAUUCCAACAACCUUAGCACUGAUCUCGUGUUAAGAGCGGAGUUAGCUAUUUGAAACCUUCAAACUCAAAAGAAAUCCUAAAACUAGCCGCACACAAUGUUUAUCAUGAUUGACAUCGGUGAUCCAUCAUCACAGGAAAAACAGACGCCAAAUUUAUGAUCCAUGGAAACAAGAUCGGCGAAGAGGAAAAAACUUCUGAAUGCAGCAAAGGAAAGGCCAAGAACUGAUACCGAAGACCGCAUCAGUGAUCUCCCGGACGACAUUCUUCAUCACGUUUUCUUCUUCCUGCCGAUCAAAUCCAUCGCACAGACAAGCGUGCUUUCGAAACGGUGGAAGAAUCUCUGGUAUUCAUUCCCUGAUCUCGACUUUACCACCGUGAACUCUCUUUCGAAUGACUCCAUUGUUAUGAGCUCAACCGUGCGAAAAAGGGCUCGUUCAUAUGUUUUAAAAGGCGCGGAAUACGUUGAUCAGAUUUUGAGCCUUCUCGAGAAGCAUUCCGACAUAAGGGUCCUAAGAUUUCGAGCUUUCUUGAGCUUCUCUAGAUUAGUUGGUUUGAUUCGACAUGCUGUUAAGCAUAACGUCCAAGAAUUAGAUGUCGAGGUUUCUACGUCUGAUUACUUCAACUUCCCACGCAGCGUUAUAAAUAGUGCAACUUUACGAGCUUUGAGAUUGAAGUCAUGGCAUCCUGGUUUCAGGUUGCCUCCUCUGGAAAUCAUGAAGGGUGGCUUUCGAUCAUUGUCAUUGUUGUCGCUUUCACGGGCCAUUUUGCAUGAUCAGCCUACACUUGUGAAUUUGUUCACAGAUUCAUCGUUUCCUUUGCUUAAGAAGUUGCAUAUGGAUGCCUGUUACGGUCUGAAGCAUCUCAGAGUUGAGUGCCCCGCGUUAGAAGAUUUAAGCCUGGAGAACUGUUUUCAGCUGGAGCACCUGGAAAUCACGGUCCAAAAACUCGAGAGAUUGAAGGUGUCAAGCUGUUUCGAUGCUUAUAGUAUUAGUACCCGUCUGAUGAUUGAGGCCCCGACACUCCAAAUCAUGUCGUGGUCAUAUAAUGCCAUCACUGAGGAAUGUAUUUUACAGAACUUAACGUCACUGCAUGAGGUGGACGUCGGAUUCUUCCUACUUCAGGAGGAUCUAACCUCAGCAAAGGUUCAAAGCGUGUCCAACUUUCUCACUGGAAUCUCCUGUUGCCACUCUUUGACACUUCAAAGCCAGUGCAUUGAGAUUCUGUCAAAAAACAAUGAAAUUGCAGGAGUUUCACUGUGUCCUUUCAAUAAAGUAAAGUCCUUGGAGUUGAGUACAGGCUUAAACAAGCACAAUAACCCUGGACUGGCAAGUCUUUUCAGGAGUACUCCCACAAUCCAUACUAUCAUUAUCAAGAUUAUCGCUGGUCACAACGUUGAACGGCGACAGUGGAACAAGGACCUGUGGCAAUCACCAAGCUCAGGGGAAGAACGAUACUGGGAAUCGCAAACUCAAUCCUUGAAGCCAUUUCUUUACCAUCUAAAGGUGGUAAAGAUUCACGGCUUUACAGAAUGUGCAAACGACAUUAGUCUGGUGAAAUUCUUUCUCAAGAAUGGAAAAGUGCUGCAAGAAGUGUUUCUCUGCACAAGUCUCUCCAAGCCAAGAGACUCCCUUCUGAGAGAAAAAAUCAAAUCGCAGAUCAUGGGCUUUUCGAGGGCUUCCUCAAAUGCUAACAUUGUUUUCCAGUAGGGCCUUCAGGAUCUGAAUGAAGUUCAAUCACAUCGCUUUCAGAAGAUUAAUUCCUCUAGCUCGAUGCGAUAUAAUUAACCUGUUGGAUCAUUGCGUCGCUCCUCUAUGGUGGCUGUCAACAAACAAAAAAGAACAGAACAGAAGAAGAAAGAGUUAACUGUAGGGGGAGUCUUCUUCCAUCUGAUACAAUGUCAAACUGCACUAAAAACUCGUUUGCCCUUGGACAUUGUGAGCAAUUGAGCCAGUUGCAGUAGUAUCAAUGUGAUAAUGAAGCUAAGGAUUUCUUUACAUGGCUUCCUUCUUUUCAGUUUAUUUACAACAACCUCUUUGUAAACAACAUUGGCAAGGAUCAUGAGAAGAUGAAGAUCUAUAGAGAA
Molecule: messenger RNA, 2198 nt
Organism: Sesamum indicum (sesame)
Lineage: Eukaryota; Viridiplantae; Streptophyta; Magnoliopsida; Lamiales; Pedaliaceae
Product: putative F-box/FBD/LRR-repeat protein At4g03220
Molecular function (GO): protein binding
Source: RefSeq, a predicted model, not a curated record